AUGGAUUCAGACGACAUGGCUGUCGAUCGCCCUCUCUCUCCUCGUGCAAAGCCUCCUCCAAUAGACCCAGAGAGACUCACACAAUACCCCGAGUACCUCCCACGGGACUCACUCGACCACGAUGGUGAUUACCAAUUCUCUGCACCACCUGCCACCGCCCCAAUAGCCGACAUGCGCGCCUACAGAACCAAACCCUCGAUGUCACACAGCCGUGUCAAGCGGCUGUCUACCUCCAACAAGCCCAGUAUGUCGACCAUGGGUGGACUGCCAUCUGCUCCGGCUUCACCACCCACACCAGCACCGUCACCAACCCCUUAUCAGAGAGUGCCGAGCUGGACGUCUGCUGGCGAGAAUGAAGACUCAUCCUACGGGACACAAGACUUUGUUCACCAUUUUGUUUCUCCACGUCUGAAGAAGGAUCCGUUUGAGCACUUGCCAGAUGAGCUGUGCUUAAGGGUGCUCUCUUUUAUCGACGAUCCUCGAAGCCUCGCACGAGCCUCACAAGUGUCAAGUCGCUGGCACAAACUACUCAAUGACGACAUGCUGUGGAAGAACAUGUGUGACAAGCAUGCAUACCGAAAGUCUUCGGACGCCUCGGAAGAGAUCGAGCCACUGUACCUACCACAAGCCGCACGCGGCCCAUACUCAUUCGCCGGAAGGACGCCGAAGCGAACGAUCGACGGAGCAUUAGUCGGUCCCUCAAAUAGUGCGCCCAAUCUCACACUCGCACCAGACGACACACCAUUGAGCCCUCGCUCCAAGAAGAGAGACUCGCGCACAUAUCACCACCAGUUCCGACGAAAGUACAUGAUCGAGGCUGCCUGGCGAAAAGGUGGCGACGCUCAAAUUCAUCCCCUGCAAGAUCCAGGUGUGGUCACGAGUCUUCACUUGACUGACAAGUACAUUGUCGUCGCUAUGGACAACGCUAAGAUUCAUGUCUUCGACACUGCUGGAAGACCACAGCAUGUUCUGAGAGGCCAUGUUAUGGGUGUCUGGGCGAUGGUUCCGUGGGACGACAUUCUGGUCAGCGGUGGUUGUGAUCGAGAUGUCAGAGUCUGGGAUAUGUCGACCGGUAAGAGCGUGCAUACUCUACGAGGUCACACUUCAACAGUACGCUGCCUGAAGAUGUCGGAUGCUCAUACCGCCAUUUCGGGUUCAAGAGACACAACUCUACGUAUCUGGGACAUCCCGUCUGGCAUGUGCAAGACAGUCUUAGUCGGCCACCAAGCCAGCGUUCGAUGUCUCGCCAUUCACGGCGAUCUUUGCGUCUCCGGCAGCUACGACACAACCGCCCGAGUCUGGAGCAUAUCCGAAGGCAGAUGUCUGCGAACCUUGACCGGCCACUUCAGUCAGAUCUAUGCCAUCGCUUUCGAUGGUCAACGUAUCGCCACUGGCAGUCUCGACACUAGCGUCCGCAUCUGGGAUCCAAAGAAUGGCAUGUGUCAAGCCAUCCUCCAAGGUCACACCUCGCUCGUCGGUCAACUCCAGAUGCGUGGCAACACUCUCGUGACUGGUGGCUCAGACGGUUCAGUCCGGGUGUGGUCGUUGCAGAGAAUGACGCCGAUUCAUCGUCUAGCAGCGCACGAUAAUAGUGUUACGAGCCUGCAAUUCGAUGACAACCGUAUUGUCAGUGGCGGAAGUGAUGGUCGCGUCAAGAUCUGGAGUGUGGAGACAGGUCAAUUGGUUCGAGAGUUGAGCCAGCCUGCAGAGGCGGUGUGGCGUGUGGCAUUCGAGGAGGAGAAGGCGGUCAUUAUGGCUAGUCGCUCGAAUCGGACGAUCAUGGAGGUAUGGUCUUUCUCGCCACCUGGUGAUGAGCUAGGCGCAACGAGAUCGGACACGCCGUUGAGUCUGCCUGACAAAGACGCAGAGCAUGAACUUCACCAGAACAUGGACGAGCGAGUCGCCGAGAGCAGAAUGCGAGCAUUCAGCGAAGUCGCCGUCGUUGCUGGUCCAUCGAACGACGUCCACAUGAGAGACUGA
Cyphellophora attinorum is the source of this 1980-nucleotide messenger RNA. Its product is annotated as F-box/WD repeat-containing protein 7. Bases 1 to 1980 code for a protein of 659 amino acids. NCBI's taxonomy places the organism in Eukaryota, Fungi, Ascomycota, Eurotiomycetes, Chaetothyriales, Cyphellophoraceae. Gene Ontology annotation, molecular function: protein binding. The record is from RefSeq and is a predicted model, not a curated record. The transcript is spliced from 4 exons.